Messenger RNA from Ceutorhynchus assimilis (cabbage seed weevil), 7212 nucleotides. Lineage: Eukaryota; Metazoa; Arthropoda; Insecta; Coleoptera; Curculionidae. The record is from the annotation of a GenBank genome assembly.
AAAAAAUUCAUUGUAAAUCCGAUUUUCGACGGGUGUAGAACCGCAGUAGUGUGAAUUUCGCUAUUCAAGGAAAAAAAUGCGAUAGUGUUCGAGAAAUUAAUGUUUAGUGUUUGUGUUGUUGCGAUUUUAAUAACAAAAUAGAGGCGAUGGCUCUUGGAAAUGGGAGCGCUCCGAAUCAUGGCGGCGGGGUCAACGAAAAAGCACCAGUGGUCAAUGGGACUAACAUGGAAACUUUGCCCCGAGCCGGAAAACAGACUGAUCCGAAUACGGCAUUUUUGAGAGCAGCUAGGGCAGGACAGCUGGACAAAAUCCAAGAGUACUUAGAUUCUGGCACAGUGCGAGACAUCAAUACAUCUAAUGCAAAUGGAUUGAAUGCCCUUCACUUAGCCGCUAAGGAUGGGCACGUCGACAUUGCACGAGAAUUGUUAAAGAGAGGAGCUGUCGUGGACGCUGCUACCAAAAAAGGAAAUACCGCUUUGCAUAUAGCUUCAUUAGCCGGCCAGGAAGAAGUGGUACGGCUUCUGGUGCAACAGAACGCUUCUUUGAAUGUACAAUCGCAAAAUGGAUUCACGCCGCUUUAUAUGGCGGCUCAAGAGAACCACGAUGGUGUCGUACGGUACCUUUUGUCCAAAGGAGCCAAUCAGACUUUGGCUACAGAGGAUGGAUUCACACCGCUGGCGGUGGCGAUGCAACAAGGCCACGACAAAGUGGUCGCCGUGCUUCUGGAAAACGACACCAGAGGUAAAGUGCGUCUUCCAGCUCUUCACAUCGCUGCCAAAAAGGACGACGUCAAAGCUGCCGCUUUGUUGCUGCAAAACGAGCAUAAUCCCGACGUGACUUCUAAGAGCGGGUUUACUCCGCUGCAUAUUGCCGCUCAUUAUGGUAACGAUAAAGUUGCUUCGUUGUUAUACGAUAAGGGUGCCAACGUUAAUUACACAGCCAAACACAACAUCACGCCCCUCCACGUAGCCAGCAAAUGGGGUAAGAUCAACAUGGUCAACCUCUUGGUAUCCAAAGGAGCCGACAUUCAAGCCAAAACCCGCGACGGUCUGACUCCACUUCACUGUGCCGCUAGGAGCGGGCACGACCAGGUUGUCGAUAUGCUUUUAGAAAACGGGGCUCCUAUUCACGCCAAAACCAAAAACGGUCUCGCACCGCUUCACAUGGCAGCUCAGGGCGAACACGUAGAUGCAGCUAGGAUUUUGCUCUACCACGGAGCUCCUGUGGACGAAGUCACUGUAGACUAUCUGACAGCGUUGCAUGUGGCUGCUCAUUGCGGUCACGUGAGGGUUGCCAAACUGUUGCUAGAACGCGGUGCCGAUGUGAACGCUAGGGCUUUGAAUGGAUUUACACCGUUGCACAUUGCUUGCAAGAAGAACCGCCUUAAGAUGGUUGAAUUGUUGAUCAAGCACGGAGCUAGUAUUGGAGCUACUACGGAGAGCGGCCUAACACCGUUACAUGUUGCCAGUUUUAUGGGGUGCAUGAAUAUUGUUAUUUAUUUGCUUCAGCACGAUGCCAGCCCCGAUAUACCAACUGUUAGAGGUGAAACUCCGCUACAUUUAGCCGCCAGAGCCAACCAAACAGACAUCAUUAGAAUCCUGCUCAGAAACGGUGCGUCAGUAGAUGCCAAAGCUCGCGAAGAACAAACGCCUUUACACGUAGCAUCCAGAUUGGGUAACGUGGACAUAGUCAUGCUACUAUUGCAACACGGUGCUCAGCCGGGAGCCACCACUAAAGACCUGUACACACCAUUACACAUUGCGGCCAAAGAAGGCCAAGAAGAAGUAGCCUCAGUGCUUUUGGACAACGGCGCGGACCUCACUGCCACCACAAAAAAAGGUUUCACUCCUUUGCAUUUAGCGUCCAAAUAUGGCCACCUCAACGUUGCCAGGUUGCUGUUGCAACGAGACGCUCCUGCCAAUGCUCAGGGUAAAAACGGGGUCGCCCCUUUACACGUUGCCGCCCAUUACGAUCAUCAGCCGGUGGCCUUGUUGUUGUUGGAUAAAGGGGCUUCGCCUCACGCCGCUGCUAAAAACGGACACACGCCUUUGCAUAUAGCUGCUAGAAAAAAUCAGAUGGACAUUGCAACAACUCUUCUAGAAUAUGGCGCGCAAGCCGAUGCUGAAUCUAAGGCCGGUUUCACGCCUUUGCACUUGAGCGCCCAAGAAGGCCACUCAGAUAUGUCUUCUUUGCUGUUGGAACAUCAAUCUGAUCCGAACCGGGCUUCCAAGAAUGGCCUAACGCCGCUCCAUCUUUGUGCUCAAGAAGACAGAGUCGCUGUGGCUCAAUUGAUGUUGCGAGCGGGUGCUCAGAAAGAUGCUCAGACCAAAAGUGGUUAUACGCCUUUGCACGUGGCUUGUCACCAUGGACACGUUAAUAUGGUGAGAUUGUUAAUAGAACAAGGAGCAAAUCUGAAUCCAGUGACAGCAGCAGGAUACACUCCGUUGCAUCAAGCAGCUCAACAAGGCCACGUAUUGGUGAUAAGUCUUUUGUUGAAAAAUAAAGCCGAUCCUGAUGCAGUGACUCAGAAUGGCCAAACGGCUCUGGGCAUAGCCAACAAGCUGGGCUACAUCAGCGUAGUAGAAGAACUGAAAGUGGUCACUGAAACUACAAUCAACACUACAACUACAAUGAACAUUGAGGAAAAAUACAAAGUGAUGGCACCGGAAGCUAUGCAGGAAACUUUCAUGUCAGAUUCCGAAGACGAAGGAGGUGAAGAUCCACUCUUGGGCGACCAGCAACAAUACAAAUACAUGACGGUCGACGAUAUGAAGUCUCUCGGGGACGAUUCUAUGAGAAUGGACGUCACUCACGACGAAAAAAGCGAAUAUAAUCGAAAUUCCAUGGCUCCUUCGCAUAUAAGCAGCGAAUUGAUAAUUCAGCCUCAACACGCCAAAGAGUACUAUUCGCAGCCUGAUAAUGUUGACAUUAACCGGCAACCAGUUACUGCAGGUUUCCUGGUGUCUUUCCUGGUUGACGCGCGAGGUGGCGCCAUGCGCGGUUGCAGACAUUCAGGAGUCAGAGUUAUAGUACCGCCCAAGUGCGCGCAUGCGCCCACUAGAGUCACUUGCCGUUACGUUAGAGCACAUAGAGCCCCACAUCCGCCGCCGUUGAUGGAAGGCGAAGCUUUGGCCAGCCGGUUGUUAGAGCUGGGACCUGUUGGUGCUAAAUUCUUGGGGCCAGUCAUCAUAGAAGUACCCCAUUUCGCCUCUCUACGCGGUAAGCAUCGUGAAAUUGUUGUUCUAAGAUCGGAAAAUGGCGAAACUUGGAAAGAACACACUUUGGAAUCAAACGAGGAAGCCAUUCAAGAUGUUUUAAAUCACAGCUUUGACGGUGAGGAAUUGAGUCAGCUCGAAGAUUUGCACACCAGCCGGAUUACUAGGAUUUUGACCAACGAUUUCCCUCACUACUUUGCGGUAGUUUCCAGGAUCAAGCAGGAGAUCCACGCCAUCGGUCCGGACGGUGGUACCGUAUCAAGUACUGCUGUUCCUUUAGUCCAAGCUGUUUUCCCGCCGAAUGCUUUGACUAAGAAAAUUCGCGUUGGCUUACAGGCCCAAUCAGUCGAACCAGAACUAGUAUCCAAACUACUCGGUCACGGCGUGGCAGUUUCACCGAUUGUCACCGUAGAGCCCAGAAGGAGAAAGUUCCACAAAGCUAUAAUGCUGAGCAUGCCCGCACCCAAAGCGCACUCUCAAGGAAUGAUCAACCAGUACCAAGGAGCUUCUAGUACCACCUUGAGACUACUCUGUUCCAUUACAGGAGGCCAAAGCAAAGCAGUGUGGGAAGACGUCACCGGUUCUACCCCCUUAACGUUUGUCAAGGACUGCGUCUCGUUUACCACAACAGUUUCUGCCAGAUUUUGGUUGAUGGAUUGUCGUAAUGUAGCCGACGCUGCCAAAAUGGCCACAGAACUUUACACACAAGCUGCCCAUGUUCCUUUUAUGGCAAAAUUCGUUGUUUUCGCCAAACGUGUCAGUCAAUUGGAAGCUAGAGUUCGUGUAUUUUGUAUGACGGAUGAUAAAGAGGAUAAAACCCUGGAGCAUCAGGAACAUUUUAUGGAAGUUGCCAAGAGUAGGGAUAUUGAACUUUUGGAAGGCAAAGAUAUUUAUUUGGAAUUUGCUGGUAAUUUGGUGCCAGUUUUGCAGUCCAACGACCAACCUAAAUUGGGAUUUAAGGCUUUUAAAGAGAAUCGCUGUGCAUUCAGUAUGAGACUCAGAGAUCAUGAUGAAGAUCCAAUUGGAAGAAUUAUUUUCAUGGCUGAAUCAAAAGCAGGCAGAACAGGAUACACUCCUAGCAAUCCCUUGUGCACUCUCAACCUUAUUCUGCCUAAAGACCUGCAACCUGACAGAGACUCUCAUAGCGAUUUAUUGUCUAUUAAUAAAGAUCACAGUUAUCUUCAACAUGGAGGAAUUAGUAAACCAGACACUAUUCAUCGAGCGGACUUUCGUCUAUCCGACAUCUGCAAUCUUUUAGAUGACGACUGGGAAAAACUCGCUCUAGAACUAGACGUAACGCCCUCUGACGUUGAACUAAUCAAAGAAGAGUACCCGGAAAAUCAUCCGCAACAAGCCAUGAUCAUGUUCCGGUUGUGGCUCAGACAAAAAGCCAACAAAGCCACCGGAAAUCAAUUGGAAAGGGCCCUGAACAAAAUCGGCCGUCAGGAUAUUGUGGAUAAGUGUAUUUGUAACGUGGAAAUGGUCACAGAUGAUAUGGAAAAGGCUUUGGCCAAGAUACAUUUGGAUCAGUCUGGAUUUGAUUAUUUGAAAGAUGAAUUGGGUCCUUCCAGGGAUACUUCUUUGAGGAGGGAUACUCAUCUUGAUCGUUCGUAUCUUGGUAGUGAAGAGAAAUUGGAGAGAAGUGAAAAAAGUGACGAUAUCCAUCAAAAUUCCACCGGCAAAGACGUAACAGACACUCAAAUCGAUAAUCUAACCCAUCCGAAAGUUUUGGACAAUGCUCCCAGCACUAAUGGUAAUAAAGAAGAAGACCUCGAGGAAAUCACCAAGCAGUUUAAUGACAGCGUGGUUGUGGCCACCCCACCACCAAGCCCUGCCGAAAUACAGGAAGAUUUGGUCAAUAAAAACCUAGCAGAAGAAAAUGAACACCCGAAAGGAAUUUCUCGAGACGACCAAGACCGAUUUUUCUCAACUUCGACGCCCCUAAAACACGAUCCCAUCGAAAUGCUUAAACGCAACGUUAACGACACUUUGACGUUUUUGCACCAAGAACGAAACGACUUUUUGCCACUGGACGAUGUCAUAAUUCCUAGCAGAAAAGACGACCACAUUGCCAACGAAAUAGAUUUGGAGUACAUCAACUUGAAAACGCCCAAAAAGACUUUGGAGUUUGUUUUUGACAAUAAUGUCAAUAUUCCGGAAAUUCAGCUUCACGAAGCUACUUUGACUCCUGAAUUUGAGGAAGCUGUUAGAGAUGUUGCUGAACAGGAAGUAGAGGAAGUUAUAAAACAAGCUGAAGAUACUGUAAACGAUUUGAAGCAACAAGAUAAGGAUUAUCAACAAAAAGCUAAGGAAAUCAGAUUUAAUGUUGAGGAAAAAUUAGACAGUAUUUUUGAUGAUGUACGUACAAAUACUGAAGACUCAUUAGACAACUUGGAAAGUCUCAAAGACGAUUCGAUAAGCACCAUACAAGAAAAAAGCGAAGAGGCUUUUCGGUUUUUAGAAAACGAAGCUUCAAGCCCCGUUGCGCUGAAACCUAAAGCACUUGUGGACGAUUUUAUUCAAAAAGAAUCGUUGGCUAGUGGAGACUCGAGCAUUUCUGAAUCGCAAAGUGGAGAUUCGUUAAGUCCUGUCACUCCCAGGAGCUCGAUACCGAAAUUCAAGAAGGGAAAAGAUAAAAAGAAGAAGAGUAAAAGUAAAAGUAGCGAAGAAGAAAAACCCUCAGACAGUUUAGGCCAAGAACAAAACGUUUCAAUUCCGGAAGACGAACUUCAAAGUAAAAUUCCAAUAGUCAAAGGGACAAAAGUGAAAACAAUUAAAAAACAUUCGAAAGACCCUUUAAAAGAGUUCGCCAACAUUUCAAAAGAUAUUGAUUGGGACAAGGAUGACGAAGAAACAGUCACCACGAAAAUAAUCAAAACUGUUACCACUAGCACGGCUGAUCCGAUUGUCAAAACAACAGUCACUAGAAUAACCACCGCUGAUAAUAAUAACAGCAAAAUCCCAGUGCUAAGCGGCUCUGUUAAUAACGACAAUGAUGCAGUAAAAAGCAAAAUUCCAGUUUUGAAAACAGAAAGCGUGCUAAUCAGUUCGCCUGAGCGGAAAAUCGUUGACUCAGAUUCUGAAGAGGAUUCGCGUAAGGCUUCGCCUCCGUUAAAGAGUAUAUUGAAGAAAACUCAGCAGCAGCAACCGCAGGCUGCUAUUGGAAAUCCUGUGGGAAGUUCUAGCGGUUCGGAUAUAGCUUUGCACGAGGAGGGAGCCGAGCUUAGUUCGGAUUCGGAGGAUUUUUACCAUCAAGAACCUCAGUACACUGAAACUAUCGUAGAAGAAAUGGAUCCAGCUACUGGAGCCAAGAUUACCAGGACAGUCAGGACACUGGUAAAUCAUUCCAUGAUGUCGCCAAAUGAGUCCGAGCUCAGGCAAACCAUGCAAAACGUUUUGGACCAAUUUAUGUCGGAAGAACGUAAUCCUCGUUAAAAUUUUUAAUAUUCUUCCGCUUUUUCUUUUUGUGCAGUAUUUUUUUUUAAAUUGUUCCCAGUGAUUUUUCUAUACAUCACAAAAACAAAAUCAAACAUUGAUUUUUUUUUAAGCCAAUCUUAGACGUUUAAAUUUACUAAUUAAAAUUUAAAGUUAGAAACUAUAUAAUAGUGCCUGAAGUUUUACUUGAAAUUCGAAAAAUUUUCAAGUAAAAUUUUAAAAAACAUUUAUUUGUUAACUAAAGCUCGAUUUUAUGGAUUCAAUUGUCAAUAUACAAUAAUUGACAAAAGUUUUAAGAAAAUAUUUGUUCUUAUUUAUAAAACCGAGCAUUAAAAAAAACCUUAGAGGUGCUGAUUAGGUACUAAAAAAAAACUGUUUUCUGUCACAGAGUUUUAUUAACUAGAUAUUAUAAUUAUAUAAGAAUUUUAAUAUAUUUAUUAAUUAUCCAAUAUAUAAUAAUUAUGCUUUCAAAUGAAAAUUUGUAGAAAUGGUUGCUUAAUACUUUUAUUAAUUAAUUGAGAAUGUUUGUUUGGAAAAAAUAAGCAGUGUGGUGUACAGUUAA